Molecule: messenger RNA, 1386 nt
Organism: Anopheles arabiensis
Lineage: Eukaryota; Metazoa; Arthropoda; Insecta; Diptera; Culicidae
Exons: 3
Coding region: 1-1386 (461 amino acids)
Source: RefSeq, a predicted model, not a curated record
AUGGAGAAGAAGUUGAAAUCGGCGCAACUGAAAAGGCAUCAAGCGGUCGAAUUGGUGAAAAGUAUAGAACAGUUUACGAUCGGCUACAUCGAGGAAAAUGCCAGUGAAAUACCAGUGUGUUUGGAACAACUAGAAAGGUAUUAUGAGGACUUCAUACAUGCAAAUGCGAAAGUGAUGGAACUCGAAGAGGAGGCCACAGAUGCGAGUGUAACUGAGCGGUGUGAUAUGGAUACACAGUAUCGUCACGUUAAGGGCUUUCUUCUACGAAAGCAACCACCUCCUACGGCCGCGCAAAAUAUGUCGAAUGAGUCGAUGCUAUUAGCGAGCUCGACACUCAAUAGUUCGGGACGAUCAGGUGCAGUGAAUUUGCGGCUUCCAAAAAUCGAAUUGCCUACGUUCGAUGGCGAUUCCACCAAGUGGUUAACGUUCCGCGACCGAUUUGUGGGGAUGAUCGAUAGUGCCAGUGAGAUACCGAAUAUAAUGAAGCUGCAGUAUCUGCUGUCCUCUUUGAAGGGCGAGGUUGGUUUGCUUUUCGAGCACACCACAUUGACAGCAGGCAAUUACGAGGUGACGUGGGCUGCCUUGCUGAAGCGGUUCGACAAUCCGCGUACGCUGAUCCGGGAGUACUAUCGGAAAAUUCAUCACCUGCCGACAGUGAGUUGUGACAACAUGGACGAUUUGGCGCUGCUCGUCGAUGAAUUCACGCGGCAUGUGAACGGGCUGAAGAAGCUCGACGAACCGGUGGGCACCUGGGACACGCCGCUCGCCAACCUGCUUCUGAUGAAGCUGGAUUUGUCGACCAUUCUGGCAUGGGAGAACCACUCAGCGCAAUAUAAAAAAGAUAAGUACAAGGAAAUAGUAGACUUUUUGCAAGAUCGUGUACGAAUAUUAAAAUCAUCGCGCGAGUUUUCCAAUAACGGUGACGGCAGUGCCAUCGAACGCUUGCUAUUGAUGAAGGAUCAACCGGCGAUGAAGGAUGGCGAGGCUGACAUCGAAGAGCAACUGGCAGUCUCACACAUUGUCACUACAUCUACGAUGUGUGAUUUUAGCAACAUACUGUUCGCCAAAUACUCAAGGGCAAGCAAGGCAUCAUCGUGCAAGCGCGUUAAGGUAAAAGCGGACAUGAAGACGUUGCUGCACUCCGUUCCACCACUUACAGCAGAGGAGCUACAGCAAGCCGAGCUACCUUUGUGUCAGCUAGCACAACCGGAGUCGUUCGCGGAAGAGCUGGUCGAUCUACAACGAGGGAAGCAGGUUAGUGCGAGAUCGAAGCUGAAGUGGUUGUCCCCAUACAUCGACGCACAGGGUGUGUUACGUGUCGGUGGCCGGCUAGGUAAUGCCAACAUCACAGAGGCAACGAAGCAUCCGACAGUCCUUGCAGCAUAA